AUGAUUCGUGAUACUGCGGCGCAGAGAUGUGACGCGACGCCACCGCCCAGGGCUCGCUUCCAAAGCGUCGCCGUCACUCUUCCCUCAGCACCAACAGACUCUGUGAGUACCUUUCGCGAUAGCUUUAAAGCUGUGCAAGAGGUAACCAUACUAGAGACCGAGCGAAGCAACACAUCCGUCCUCUUCAGCUACUCCUACGGGCGGGCGACCAGGGCGGCAAUAGCGCUGUCGAGUCACCGUGACCAGUUGGCACCUCGCCGCCGCUCGACGCACAAUGACGCGACGGGCUUUGACGAGAUUCCCGCGGAGGCGCGCGCGACAUGGCUCUACGAACCAAGCGACCGGGGCGCGGCGUGCGUGUACAGGCUCACUGGGCGAGACCGGCUGCCGCUGACAGACACGCCCUGUGCCGAGCUGGAACUUCAGGACGGGUCCGCCGCCCGUGCAGCUGCAGUUGUGGACGACCCAGGUUCACGCCUGACGAUCGUGCACUACCUCCUUGGACUGGUGCUAGUCCAAGAAGGUCCCCGAAGUUAUCGAUGA
This is a messenger RNA of Cordyceps militaris CM01, 543 nucleotides long. RefSeq lists its product as uncharacterized. The record is from RefSeq and is a predicted model, not a curated record. Lineage: Eukaryota; Fungi; Ascomycota; Sordariomycetes; Hypocreales; Cordycipitaceae. The transcript has 2 exons. The coding region runs from base 1 to 543 and encodes 180 amino acids.